AUGUCUUUCCUCGCUAGAAAGCCACUACAGCUCAAUGCUAGAAGGACCUUGACUUCCCUCAGUUCGUUUUCUCCAUUGCGUUCACUGUUUGCACAAAAUAAAAGUCAGGGACUACUGGGGGUUCCUGAGACUCAUUCACCAUUAUCUAGCAUUUCGCUGUUGUUUCCAUUCGGUAUCAUGCAAAGAAGGUGGAAAUCUAGAGGUAAUACUUUUCAGCCAAGCACACUAAAAAGGAAAAGAAGAAUAGGUUUCCUAGCUAGAGCCAGAAGUAAGACGGGCUCAAGGGUUUUGCAGCGCCGGAAGGCCAAAGGUAGAUGGUAUUUGACCUAUUGA
Molecule: messenger RNA, 333 nt
Organism: Torulaspora delbrueckii
Lineage: Eukaryota; Fungi; Ascomycota; Saccharomycetes; Saccharomycetales; Saccharomycetaceae
Gene: MRX14
Product: mitochondrial 54S ribosomal protein bL34m
Exons: 1
Coding region: 1-333 (110 amino acids)
Biological process (GO): translation
Cellular component (GO): ribosome; mitochondrial large ribosomal subunit
Molecular function (GO): structural constituent of ribosome
Source: RefSeq, a predicted model, not a curated record